Molecule: messenger RNA, 1053 nt
Organism: Orycteropus afer afer
Lineage: Eukaryota; Metazoa; Chordata; Mammalia; Tubulidentata; Orycteropodidae
Gene: TMED8
Product: transmembrane p24 trafficking protein family member 8
Source: RefSeq, a predicted model, not a curated record
UCCGGAGCUACUCACGGCUGGCCACGAAAACGCUGCCGGCGCGGGCUACAGAUGUCGGACCCGCAGGCGGCUGAGGGGCCGGGCUUCUGGAGCCCGGCAGCCCGCAGAGGGUCAGCCAGCGGCAUCCGGGAUGGCGCGGGAGUGGAGGGGAGCCAGGCGGCCGCCUCAGAGAAUGAAGAUCUAGAAAACACUGAGAUCACCACACCAGUGGCUUCUGCCUCUGAUCCAGAACCCCAUUCCUCACAUCACAGGCCACAGAUGGUAUCUGCGGGGAGUGAGGAGGCCACAGAAGACCUGCGGAAAGCAACUGGAGCCUUGGAAGCUCAGACCUUGGACCAAGAAUUGCUGCCUGCAGACAAGGCCCAGGUCCUAAACAAGAUGGCCAAGUACCAAGUUCCACAGAGGUCUGGGGACAUUGUUAUGAUCCAGUCUGAGCACACAGGAGCUAUUGAUGUUCUUUCAGCUGAUUUGGAAUCUGCAGAUCUUCUGGGGGACCACAGGAAAGUCUCCCCACCACUUAUGGCUCCUCCAUGCAUCUGGACCUUUGCCAAGAUGAAGGAAUUCAAAAGCAAGCUGGGCAAAGAGAAGAACAGCCAUCUGGUGGUGAAGCGGGGUGAAGUAGUGACCAUCCGGGUACCUACUCAUCCAGAGGGAAAGCGUGUCUGCUGGGAGUUUGCGACUGAUGACUAUGAUAUUGGCUUUGGAGUUUAUUUUGACUGGACCCCUGUAACCAGCACUGACAUAACUGUGCAGGUCAGUGAUUCCAGUGAGGACGAGGACGAAGAGGAGGAGGAAGAGGAGGAGCUUGAAGAUCCUGUCCCAGUUGGAGAUGUGGAGAGAGGCUCCAGGAGCUCCUUGCGGAGUCGCUAUGGGGAGGUCAUGCCUGUGUACCGGCGAGAUAGUCACCGAGAUGUGCAGGCUGGCAGCCACGACUAUCCCGGUGAGGGCAUCUACCUGCUCAAGUUUGACAACUCUUACUCCCUGCUGCGCAACAAGACCCUCUACUUCCACAUCUACUACACUAGCUGAAGGACUGACUGCUGGCACAGGGGC